Molecule: messenger RNA, 1083 nt
Organism: Paramecium tetraurelia
Lineage: Eukaryota; Ciliophora; Oligohymenophorea; Peniculida; Parameciidae
Exons: 4
Cellular component (GO): Golgi apparatus
Source: RefSeq, a predicted model, not a curated record
AUGGAAGAAAAAAUUGAAUAACAAAAAUAAUUAAUAAUUAAAGCUAAAUUAACCAUCGAUAAGUUAAGAGCAGAAUUAGCAGAGAAAAUUCAAUAAUUAUAGGAAGAAAAACAAAAAAACGAAAAUCUAGAAUAGAUUGUCAAUAAAUAUUUGGGAGAUGAAAAGAAAAUUGUGUGUGAAAGGGUUUUGGCCAAAGUCAAAGUAGAGGAGAUAGAAUGGAUAUGUAUUAAAAAUAAUGGAAUUGAAUGGGUAAGGGAAAGCGAAUUCAAUAAACAACUAAACUCUUAAUUACAUGAAGAUAUUAAAUUACUAGAUUAUUCUAAAUCCAAAGACGAUAUUUUGGUUGUUGCGUAAUAAUACGAUUAGAGAAUGAAAAUAUUGUAAUAAGAAUGUUUUUAGAGUGAGAAGAAAAAAUAAGAAAUUCUUACUUUAUACAAUGAUUUGUAAAACGAAUUUGACAAAUAUAAAUAGGAAAUCAUGCAAAAUAUUAACGAAGUAGUUAACUAAUCAGAAUAAAUCAGAGAAACUACUUUAACCUUAGUCGAUUAAAGUGCAGAUUGUGAGGCAAAAAUUAAAUUGUUAUUGUUGCAAUUGCUGAAAUCUUGUAGUCCAUAAUUACAUUUCCUUAAAUAACACUUAAUUACCUUGAAUUAAACAAUUUAUGAGUUGAUCCAAUAAUAAUAGGAGCAAAGUAAUUUGAUAGAGUAAGAAGGAAAGGAGCAUAAAUAAAGAUUACUUGAAAUAGAGGAAGAACGAAAGAUGGAGCGAGAACAAAAAAUCUAGCAUUUUGAAAAUGGUAGAUAGUAAAUCUAAUUAUUAGAAAAUACAAUUGAUUAAAUUACAAAGGAAUUGAGAGAAAAGAAUAUUAAAAUUGAUAGAUUAUGUCAAGAGAAUUAAAAGAAUGCAAAUAUUUAAUAUAUUAAGAAUGUUAUCAUACGAUUUUUUACAGAGGAAUAUUCAGUGAAACAAAAAACAAUUCCUGUGAUUGCUACUGUAUUAUAAUUUACAGAAGCAGAACAUGCAAUUGUUCAAUAGGCAUGGGAAAGAGAUUCGAAGUCUUUUUUGAGUAGAAUUUUCAAAUGA